Molecule: messenger RNA, 3210 nt
Organism: Wasmannia auropunctata (little fire ant)
Lineage: Eukaryota; Metazoa; Arthropoda; Insecta; Hymenoptera; Formicidae
Exons: 4
Coding region: 306-641 (111 amino acids)
Source: RefSeq, a predicted model, not a curated record
AGCUACAGUUCACCAGGAGGUUCAAAAGCGACGCGAGAAAGGAAGGAUCAUAUCGGUCAUACGCGCGAUCGAGCUUGGGGAUCGCAAUAUCAGUGAAGAGUCGACAUAAAGAAGUAAUUCUCGAUAUAGAGAGACGAAAUUAGAGAGAGAGAGAGAGAGAGAGAGAGAGAGAGAGAGAGAGAAGAGAGGCAACAAGUGAUCGGAUCGGUGUCAGAAGACAUAUAUAUACUUGUGGCACGAACGUCGGCGAUUAGCUUCAGCUCCCGUUCUCAUCUCACUAUAGAUUGAUUGUGGUGCACGCGAAGAUGAAUCUGUCGAUCGGCACGUCGGUUCUAUGCGUCCUGCUCGUGGCCCUGCUGUCGGAGACGGUGUACGCCAAGCCGGCCGCAUCUCCUUGGUAUAAUAUGCAGAGACCGCGAUAUAAACGCCAGUCCGACCAGAGAAUGGCCGAGCUCGAGACACUUUUGGCGCUGGAAAAAGUGAAAGGCAUCGUGGUGCCCAUAGGAUUUGGAGUAGUCGACCCCAAAGUCGUAGGCCGUAAACGGAGAGCCAUUAUCUCGGAGGAAAAACUGCAAAAUCUCCUGAAAAUGCUCCUUGAAAACGCGGACCAAUCGCUGUGGGAGGAUCCGCAGAAGGAGUAAAGAGACUAUCAGCUGAUUUAAUUCGAAGGCUUGGUGCCGCUCGAGAAUGAGGCGAAAGUCAGGAAAGAGAGGCGGGAGAGAGAGAGAGAGAAAGAAAGAGAGAGAGAGAGAGAGAGAGAGAACGGAGGAGGAAAGAGUGUGUGAGAGAGGAGAAAGAGGGGGGGGGGGAGAAGUAGACAAUUAGAAAGAUACACUCAUUCACACAUACAGACACUCAUACACAUACACUCACACACACGCACUCACGCACACACGCACGCACAUUUAAUUUGAUCUCUCAGCCGUGAUCCGUCGACAGCGCACUUCACUACGGACCAGCCUCCGUCCGAGCUUCCAAUUUCUUCAUAAACUUACGCCUUAAGAAAUAAGUAAUUGGCACUAUCGACGAGCGUUGAAGGAAAUGCACGUUACGCGCCUGAGGUGCUAAAAGGACGCUUGGGAACGGCAACAGCGGGAGACAACGAAAGCGUAAACGGCGAAAAUUACCGUGCAAAGUGUACCCGCGCGGUACAUAUCCUUGGAGCGGUGAAGAAAGAAACUUGGCGCACGAUCGUGUCGCAGAACUGCGUCCUUUAUUUAAGUAUUCGAGGCUUAACGAGAAAACAGUAUUUUAUAGCGAGUUUUCGUGAAUUUUAGUGAAUGCCGUUUUAGUAUUCGCGUACAAUGUGUAAACAAGCAAUUCGCAAGAUACGCUCUUUAAUUUCUCUCGACGCGCAAAAAAAAAAACGUCCGCCGAACGCGCGAACCGCCUACUCGCCGGGCGGCGAGUUCGCGGAUCUUGUUCAUCGGGGUUCAAUUUCGUCUCGCAUUUUUUUUUCACAGCCGCGCGACUCUAUAUCGCUUUCGUUUGCACUGUACCGAAACGCUUGGAUCUUCUCGUGAGAAAGCGCACGAUCGUAUUCCGACCGCGGCUCUCCUCGAACCGACCGGCGGCGUUUAGUCAGCCGCUGUAUACGCGAAACGCCUACAUGACAAUUUCGUGUAGAAAGCGCAAGAUCAUUCUAACCGGCUUUUCUCGAUCGCGUCGGUUUUCCACCGCGCGUGAAAUCGCGCAAUCACGAUGCGAUGACGCACGAUCAUUCGCGCCGCGGCCUUGAAGAGAGACGAGAUGGAGAUCGACGUCGACAGUUUCGCUUUUGCUGAAAACGUUGAAUCUUAACGAUAGAUGAAUCUCGAGUGCGUCAUAUAGAUCUCACCUCGCCGCCCGAACGAUUAGAUCCAAUGCGUAAUUUUAGUUACAAUACAUGUACAUAACGAGAUCGAUUGCGCGUCGAGCCAGAGAAGAUAGACAAGUAUAGAAGCACGGAUGCACGUGUGUUAGUGUGGUACCCGAAAACACGAAAAUUAAUAAAAAAUAUAAUAAUUUUAUUAAUUUUAUUAUAAUAAAUUUUAUUAUAAUAAAUAAAAUUAAUAAAAUUUUUUUUACUUUUUAAUAACUUUAUUAAUUUUAUUAAUAAUAAUAUUAAUGAAAUUGGCUGGGGUACUUACUAAGAAUCUUAGUACCCCAGCUUGUGAUUCCGAUAUGUAGAUCCGCGUGUUCUUCUAUACUCGUCUAUAUAUCUUCUCUGGCCGAGCUGCCUUUCAAAUAGAUUUCUUCUUUCGAAGAAUAAAUUGAAGACAGCAGCUUACAAUUGCGGUCGCGUUCGCGACGAAGCUAUCGCGAGCGACGUUUGUCAAGCGAAUCUUGCGAAUUAUAUUCGGCGGGUUUCCUUUUAAUUAGGGCGGACUAUUUAUUGCAAACAAUUCGUCGGAAUUAAUGUCCGCUCUGCGUCCUCUUCUGCGUUCACCAAAGGACCAAGAUUAACGUUUUAAUCGCGCAUCUUGAAACUCGAUCUUAAACGUCGCGAUGCGAGCGGCACGUAUUGCAUUCCGGGCUCGGCCAUGUACGUUUAUAUAUGUAUGAUUCUUAUUUAGUUUUGUUUUUUCUCUCUUUUUAUGACGUUGAUAGAGCAAUGGUAGAUAGAAAAAUUGCGUUAGACUAAAAGGAAUGUAUUAAUUUAUUCGAUAUGGGAUUAAUAAUGAUGACAUAUGUAUAUCGAAAGACAGCACGCACGAGGUACGACGUGACAUUAUCGCAGCACGUUGCCAAUUCGAGCUCUAUAGACGAAUUUUAUUUAUUUUGUAAGUGUUUUGAUUUUUUUGGAGAUUGUUUUUAGGUAUUGUUAGUAUUAUUUAAUGAUUGGACUCGGCCCCCUCGUCGGCGCCCCAGCGAGAGUCCACGUUCCUUACUACUUACUAUAUUUAUCGUCAUUUGUAAUGUCUACCGUUUUACCUGUAUACCUUAUAUUUAUUGUAUAUUUAUUACUUAUUUAUUUAUCUAUUAUUUAUUUAUUUAUUUAUUUAUUCAUUGAAUGCGGACGCGCGACUAUAUGCGUGAAUUUUAGGACGUGAAUUUCGCAAAUCGAUUAAUUUUUAAUAAGAUUUUCUCGCUGUAAUCGAGCACCUUUACCACACAUUUACCGUUUCUCUUUUCUCAUCUUACUAAUCACGUCGUCGGAUUACUUUGAAAAAAAAACAUGUAUACGCGAUUAUAAAUGCAAUAAAAGGAAUUAAUCGAUUAUUCAUGCAA